Molecule: messenger RNA, 504 nt
Organism: Metarhizium acridum CQMa 102
Lineage: Eukaryota; Fungi; Ascomycota; Sordariomycetes; Hypocreales; Clavicipitaceae
Source: RefSeq, a predicted model, not a curated record
AUGUCUUCGGUCCAAACUCGCAGUGGAGCGUCUAGUGCUGGCACCAAGGUCAACGCUGGAAAAAACGCCCCCGUCACGCGUGAACCGGCCGGCGCCGUUCCAACUGAUUCCCUAGCAGCAGAAUCAUACAGGGCCAGUGGCGAAUUCGCCAAAAACCGCAAUGCUGAGCCCGGCAACAUUCCCUCCAGAGCCAUUCCUCUCUCCCAGGCGGAUGACUCUACUGCCGAAUUGGCGCCGUCAUAUAUCAACAGCCAAUACAUUUCGGACAAGGGCGGCCCGCAUGGCAAGAAUCUGAAGGAGGGUGGUUUUGACAAUCAAGGUGUACAAGAUGGUGUCCGAAAGGCAUUCGACUCCGAGCCCGGUUCCGUCGACGAUCCAGGCAGACUUGCAGAAGUCAAGUUUGAGCAGAGAGAGGCAACAAACCCGCGAGUGGCAACUAGUAGGGAUGUUGGUUUAAAGACUGGAACGGCAUACGAUGGGCUAGAUCCAGACGUGAACGCCUAG